AUUAAGGGUAAAGAAAACAACCCUUCCCACAUUUUUCUGCUUCCCCACUCUCAAAGGGUCACACUCUCUUUACUUUCGUUAGAACUUAGAAAAUAAACCAAAAUCCAGAACAACCUUUGUGAACUCCGUUUGUCUUUGUUGUUUCCUGACACACCCUCCACAAUUACUAUCUGAACCCACUACCCUCACUCAAUCUUCAUGAAUCUCAACACCAACCUCUUUAACUUUUAACAAUUCAAUCUUACACCAAACAAAAAUCCCAUUUUCACCUCAUUUUUUGGUCUCUAAUGGCUUCUUCACCUUUAUCAUUAACAUCCCCAUUCUAUUUCACAAAACCCCACCAAAAAAUUUCACUUUUCAAACCCCAUUCUCUAAUCCUAAACACAAAACCAAAAACCCUUCAUCAUGGUUGUUCUCCUAUUUUCACACAUUCUCUUGCAAAAAUAGCUCAUACCCAAAUCAAAGUUUCAUCUAAGGAAUGUUUAGAUGCUAUUGAUGAACCAGAAAGAUUGAUUUUUGAUAAUGAAAAACCGGUUAAAUUUGCUUUCUGGGUAAUUUUCUGGGCUUCUAUGUCUUUGGCUUGGUUUGCUUAUUCAAAGGAUGCUAAUGCUGCUGUUGAUUCUAUUAAAGCUUCUGGAUUUGGAUUGAAGAUUGCAAAUUCUUUGAGGCAAUUGGGUUUGCCUGAUUGGGUUGUUGUGUUUACUCUUGCUACUCUUCCUGUUCUUGAGCUUCGUGGAGCUAUUCCUGUUGGUUAUUGGUUGCAACUCAACCCUGCAACUUUAACUGUGGUUUCCAUUCUUGGGAACAUGGUACCUGUGCCAUUCAUCAUACUGUACCUGAAAAGAUUUGCAUCUUUCCUCGCUUCUAAGAGCCCUUCAGCAUCACGAUUCCUCGACAUUCUGUUUAAGAAUGCCAAAGAUAAGGCCGGACCAGUGGAGGAGUUUCAGUGGCUUGGUCUGAUGCUGUUUGUCGCGGUCCCAUUUCCGGGCACAGGAGCAUGGUCUGGAGCCAUUAUAGCAUCUAUUCUUGAAAUGCCGUUUUGGGCAGCGGUGUCUGCGAAUUUCUUUGGUGUUGUAUUUGCAGGGCUGCUCGUAAAUUUGAUUGUGAACCUUGGUAUGAAGUAUGCAAUCAUUACCGGUAUCAUCCUUUUCUUUGUUUCGACAUUCAUGUGGACCAUCCUUAGAAAUCUUAAAAAAGGAUUGAGUUCAUCAAAUUGACGUUUUAAAAUGCCGUUUGUAGUUUUCCGUAUCAAUACAAAGACCUUUGUUAGAAGAUUUCUUAUUCAUUCUAUUCAUUGGUUUUUAUGAGCUUAUAUUUAUGUAAAUAAUAACAUGUAAGAUUGAAAUGGCUAACAUUUUGUGUACAUCCAUAUAGUUUUAAAUUGCGACCGUAAUAUUUAGGUUUUAGUGGUCUCCACAACAGCAUCGCAUCGCAAUUGCGGCCGCAUCCUGUUCAAAAAAUAAAAUAACUUAU
This is a messenger RNA of Trifolium pratense (red clover), 1473 nucleotides long. RefSeq lists its product as uncharacterized. The transcript is spliced from 2 exons. The record is from RefSeq and is a predicted model, not a curated record. Lineage: Eukaryota; Viridiplantae; Streptophyta; Magnoliopsida; Fabales; Fabaceae. Gene Ontology annotation, cellular component: chloroplast. The coding region runs from base 288 to 1217 and encodes 309 amino acids.